Molecule: messenger RNA, 363 nt
Organism: Prunus armeniaca (apricot)
Lineage: Eukaryota; Viridiplantae; Streptophyta; Magnoliopsida; Rosales; Rosaceae
Source: the annotation of a GenBank genome assembly
AUGCAUGUAAAUGUGAUACAGAAAAUUAAAGGAAAGGUGCCUGGCUUCUCUGUUAAAACUGUCGACACAACUGGUGCUGGUGAUGCUUUUGUUGGCUCAUUUUUGGUUUCCAUGGCCAAAGAUAUGUCCAUAUUUGAGGAUGAAACAAAAUUGAAGGAGGCUCUGUCUUUUGCAAAUGCUUGUGGAGCAAUCUGUACUACUCAGAAGGGUGCAAUUCCAGUUCUUCCAACCCAGUCUGCUGCUCUUGAACUCAUUUCCAAGUCCAAAUCCAAAAAGAUGUUUUCAUUUCCUCUUUGGUUUAGCAUCACACUGGCCUUGUUUAUUAUCUGGUGGUUGUCCGUUAAUUACCAUAUUUUUGGAUAA